AUGGCGAAACCCCUCUUAGUAACCCCCAAAUCCCCACACCCAUUCAACCACCCCCCCUUAACCUCACCCCCCAUAACAGCCGCCCCCUUGGACCGCACCCCCCCCCCCCCGUUCCUUCCUCCACACCCCUGCCCCACCCACGGGUCUCUGCUGGUGGGGUCUCUGCUGGCGGGGUCUCUGCUGGCGGGGGUCUCUGCUGGCGGGGUCUCUGCUGGCGGGGUCUCUGCUGGCGGUGGCGCCGCUGGCGGGUGCUGGCGGGGGUCUCUUCUGGCGGUGUCGCUGGCAUUGUCGCUGGCGGUGUCGCUGGCGUCGGUGCUGGCGGUGUCGCUGGCGUCGGUGCUGGCGGCAGUUGCUGGCGGGUCCGACGGCGGGUCCGUCGGCUCGCUUGCUUGCGGGCUCGCGGGUCCGUUGGCGAGCUCACUGGCGGGCUCGUCGGCGGGUCCGUCGGGGGAUCCGUCGGCGGGUCCAACGGCGGGUUCGUCGGCGGGCUUGCUGGCGCGCUCGUUGGCGGGUCCGACGGCGGGUCCGUCGGCGGGUUCGCUGGCGCCAAUGCUAUCGCGGGCGACCGUCGCUGGCGGUCUGAAUGGCUGGUGGUACGCUCGCCACUGGUCGCUGGCGCGAUCGCCACAGCUCGCCGCCUUCCUCGCCACGUGCAGAGCGUGA
Messenger RNA from Closterium sp. Naga37s-1, 663 nucleotides. The record is from the annotation of a GenBank genome assembly. Lineage: Eukaryota; Viridiplantae; Streptophyta; Zygnematophyceae; Desmidiales; Closteriaceae.